AUGCUAUUGUUAAAAUCAACUUUUAUUGACAAUGUCUACAAUGUGAUUUCCUUUCGCUUUUGUGGAAUCUCGGUGAAAGAGGCCAAGGAUACCCUCUUGGCUUCGGCAGCCUUCACUUUGGCUGUGUAUUUGUUGGCCAAGUUCAGUUGCCUACUAUGGGACAAUUACGCCUUAGGUUUGAGGGACCCGAACAUCAACUUGCCGCUCCCCCCUGGCAACAUGGGCUGGCCUUUCCUGGGCGAAAGUCACCAUUUUAUCAAUAAAGGUGCUGCUUUCUUUACGGAACGCCACGCCAAAUAUGGGGACAUUUACAAGACACAUAUUUUGGGGCGCCCAAUGAUUCGCGUCUCGGGAGCUAGCAACAUACGCUCCUUGUUGAAUAGGGAGCCUCAUCAACUGACAAUGAGCACACCUACUUCUGCAAAGCGCAUUUUUGGUGAGCAGAGUGUUGCAGUUGUCACAGGGCAGAAACACAGAAGCAUGAAAAAGAAACUGUCCACCUGUGUCACUUAUCAGAGGCUGGUCGACUAUAUCCCAUGUAUACAAGAAACCAUGCGGUCUCACAUCUUGUCCUGGUGCAGUAAGGAGGAGGUCCUGGGAUUCAUGGUUUGUGAGGAACUCAUGUGUGAUAUCAUGCUGGAGAUAGCCUUAGGCUGGCGGAAGGAACAUGAUGUAGAUGGGCAAGUCAGAGCAGCUUUUCUAACCAUUAACCGGAACCUGAUUUCACUUCCUGUAAAGAUACCAGGAGGGGGAUUCUACAAGGCAAUCAAAGCCAAGAAAAUUAUUGUGGACUUUGUCAAAAAACGACUGUAUUCCAAAGGUGAUAAGGAUCACGUAUGUAUGUUGGACAUCCUCUUGAUCAGUUACGGUGAGGAGGAAGGACUAACAGAAGAAGAGAUCAUUGAUAAUACUGUUACCUUUCUUCUUGCUGGCACUGGGACAACGUCAAGUGCCCUGAGUUCUUCCUUGAUGAUGCUAGGGAAACAUCCAGAAGUGCUGACUGACAUCAGGAAAGAGUUGGACUCAAAAGGUCUUUUAAAUGCAGAAUCAGGUAUAGACCUCAACUAUGAGCUGAUACAGAGCUUAGAUAGUUGCCAGUCAGUGUGUAAGGAAGUCCUGCGUCUGCACCCACCUGUUGGGGGAUCUUUCAGGCAAGCACAGACUACCCUCGAUGUUGGAGGUUACCGGAUUCCCAAAGAAUGGAAGGUCAUGUACGGCGUCAGGGAGACACAAUUCAGCACGACUGUGUUUGAGAACAGAGAGAUGUUUUUUCCCCAAAGAUGGAUGGACAAAACUCUGGAGGAAACUCUGCGUACAAGUGCAUCAUGCAGCUACAUGCCUUUCGGAAGUGGGCCUCGUCUGUGUUUGGGAAAAUCCUUGGCCUUGAUGGAGAUGACCAUAUUUCUUGUGGAGCUUGCUCGUCUGGUCAUGUGGAAGUUACACAACCCAAAUGCCAAGGUUAUACACUUGCCAGUGACCAAGGCUAAUGAUAAUUUGCCUGUGUCUUUCACCAGACGGAGUUAA
This is a messenger RNA of Candidula unifasciata, 1524 nucleotides long. The record is from the annotation of a GenBank genome assembly. NCBI's taxonomy places the organism in Eukaryota, Metazoa, Mollusca, Gastropoda, Stylommatophora, Geomitridae.